AUGAGCCAUCACGAAGAUCCUUUCUCCAAUCAUACAGAUGGAGAAAGAGAUGUGGAGAAGCAAGAUGAUAGUGAUGAUGGAAUCGGCUCUCCUGGGGGAAAUCCCAGGGCCAGCCGCCAAAAGAAAGAGGGUGCAGAUGGAGCUGCCGAUGGACAGGCCAGAGAAGAGUUGAAAGAAUGGGCCUGCUACGACAAGCUAGGAUACUCUUUUUCCUGGUGGAAGAAAUGGACUAUCCUCUCCGUCAUCUUUGCUGUCCAAACAUCAAUGAACUUCAAUGCUAGUUUUUAUGCCAGCAGCAUCACUCUGUAUGCGAAGCACUUCGCCAUCUCAGAGCAGGCUGCGCGUACUGGUCAGAUGGGAUUUCUGGUUGCUUAUGCAUUUGGCUGCGAGUUUUGGGCGCCCUUCAGUGAAGAGUUUGGUCGAUGGCCAAUCAUGCAGCUCAGCUUGUUCUUCGUCAACAUAUGGCAAAUCCCCUGUGCUCUGGCUCCCAACUUUGGAACCAUUGUUAUUUGCCGCAUUCUCGGGGGUCUAUCGUCUGCCGGUGGUUCUGUAACUCUCGGUAUGGUAGCAGACAUGUGGGAGCCAGAGAACCAACAAUACGCCGUAGCGUUCAUUGUGCUAUCCUCCGUGGCAGGUUCGGUCAUUGCCCCAGUCGUCGGGGGCUUUGUGGCAACCUUCCUCAGCUGGCGCUGGAAUUUCUGGCUUCAGCUUAUCCUCGGAGGCUUUGUGCAGAUACUGCACUUCUUCAUUCCAGAGACCAGGUGCAGCAUCCUCGUCACGAGAGAGGCUAGGCGAAGACGCAAAAACGGGGAGAUGGUAUGGAGUGGUGACGAGCUGAAGAAAACUCGCAUGUCUUUCCGCUGGGUGUUCAUGGUUUGGGUACGCCCGUUUAUCAUGUUCGUGCGUGAGCCUAUCGUCUUGUGCCUCUCUCUGCUCAGCGGCUUCAGUGAUUCUCUCAUCUUCACUUUCCUUCAAUCGUAUACGCCGGUAUACAAGCAGUGGCAUUUUAAUACAAUUACCACUGGACUUUCUUUCCUUCCACUUUUGGUGGGCUAUUUCAUUGCCUAUUUCUCGUUCAUUCCAUGGAUUCAUCGGCAUGGCAGGAUUAGAAAGCAAGACCCAGAUGGCCUUCAGCCGGAAGCUCGUCUUUAUUGGUUGCUAUGGGUGGCUCCUCUGUUGACAAUUGGCCUAUUUGGAUUCUCGUGGACUAGUCUCGGUCCACCCCAUGUCCAUUGGAUUGCACCUAUGAUCUUUUCAGCCUUGAUUGCCAUUGCUAAUUAUGCCAUUUACAUGGCCACAAUCGACUACAUGAUUGCCUCGUAUGGUCCAUACGCCGCCUCAGCCACAGGAGGAAAUGGAUUCGCCCGUGAUUUCCUGGCUGGUAUUGCAGCGAUGUAUUCAGUGCCGAUGUAUACCCAUAUGGGUACAACAAACCAUCUUGAAUGGCCAUCCACCUUCCUGGGCUUCAUGGCGAUCCUCUUCACCAUUCCAAUAUACGUGUUCUAUUGGAAAGGUCCUAGGAUUCGGGAACUGUCACCAUUCGCGCAGACCUUGGCUUCGGACCGAAAGAAGGCUGGCCGCAGGGUUUCUUCCUGUGGUUCCGGUGAUCCAGAUCCAGUCGAGAGGUAUUUGUCUGAGCGUUCCUCGAGCGAAACCAGAACUAGAGCCAGUGUCUGA
Messenger RNA from Penicillium vulpinum, 1677 nucleotides. RefSeq names its product putative MFS multidrug transporter. The transcript is spliced from 5 exons. Gene Ontology annotation, biological process: transmembrane transport. Gene Ontology annotation, molecular function: transmembrane transporter activity. Lineage: Eukaryota; Fungi; Ascomycota; Eurotiomycetes; Eurotiales; Aspergillaceae. The record is from RefSeq and is a predicted model, not a curated record. Bases 1 to 1677 code for a protein of 558 amino acids.